AUGGAGAAUGGGUCCAGGUCAUCGGAGGCUGCCUUGACAGCUUCCAGAUCGCGUGCAUCUUCAGUCAAAUCGAGGAGGUCAAUUUCAAGCAAGAACAGUAGCUUUCGACUACCCAUAAACGGAGAUGAUGAACAAAUCCUCGAACAGGAUAAAGCAAAAGCGGAUGCCAUCUCUGAGGCGUGCCAGUUGCGCAAUAUCAACCAACUCAAAGAACUAGCAGUAUCCAGAGGGGGGUUUUUGUCGGAUCGCUUGAGGCGACAGGCAUGGCCCGUCCUGCUUGGUAUAGAACCCGAAAGCAACGAUGUCAUCGUUGUGGACAAAAGUAUGUCUUCCUCUCCGGUCGGUGAUGGCUUGUGGAAGGAAAUGCCUCGGCACCGAGACGAGGAUCAAGUUCAACUUGACGUAAAUAGGGCUUUUAUAUAUUAUCCGAACAUUGAAGAUCCAACCGACAUGGAGCACCAAAAGGCAGAACUAUCUGCGUUAAUUGUCGAGGUUCUCCGAACCAACCCCUAUCUCUGUUACUUUCAAGGCUACCAUGAUAUAUGUCAAGUCUUUCUCCUUGUUCUUUCCCCUUCCCAACGAGCCGCGAUUGUCGCACGUCUCUCAGUCCUGCGGAUCCGGGACUUUAUGCUCCCCAACCUCGCACCUGCAAUCGCCCAACUCCGCUUGCUACCCGAAAUUCUUCACGCCGCCGACCCGUCAUUAUGCCACCACCUCUCUCAGACCGAGCCCUUCUUUGCCCUGUCCGGAACCCUGACCAUGUACGCCCACGACGUGCAGACGCUGGGAGAAAUCGCCAGGCUCUUCGACGCACUGCUGGCGAGGGAGCCUGUGUUCAGCGUGUACGUCUUCGCCGCGAUCGUCAUGAGCCGGAGGGCGGAGCUCUUCGACACGCCGCCCGACGAGCCCGAGAUGCUGCACUCAAUCCUCUCCAAGCUGCCGCAGCCUCUGGAUCUAGACGACCUGCUCGCACGCGCCGUAGUGCUGUCCGAAAACCACCCUCCAGAGACGCUACCGAACUGGAGGCGCGGUAUCUCGCCCAACAGCGUGCUCAAGACAGCGCGCGACUCGGCGUCGUGCGCAAGGCAGACGCUGGAUCAAGGCAGGCAGUUCUUUGAGCGUCAGGUUCGGGAGCUCGAGUGGGAUGAGAAGCGAGAGAAGGCACUGGCUGUACUUUGGGCUUACAGGAAGCCCGCAAGGACCAUUGGGUUCGCUGUUGCUUUUGGAGUCUUGGCGUUUUGGUUGCGGCGCUCACCAGGGCCGCUGGCGUACAUUGCUUCUAUGUCAAACCGAUGGCUGAGGGAUUGA
Messenger RNA from Pyricularia grisea, 1308 nucleotides. RefSeq lists its product as uncharacterized. Gene Ontology annotation, cellular component: endoplasmic reticulum membrane. Gene Ontology annotation, molecular function: GTPase activator activity. Gene Ontology annotation, biological process: positive regulation of GTPase activity; endoplasmic reticulum to Golgi vesicle-mediated transport. The transcript has 3 exons. The record is from RefSeq and is a predicted model, not a curated record. Lineage: Eukaryota; Fungi; Ascomycota; Sordariomycetes; Magnaporthales; Pyriculariaceae. Bases 1 to 1308 code for a protein of 435 amino acids.